GGGGGGGGGCGGGAGGAAAUGGGAAAGUUAGACGAGAUCGUCCGCAUUGCCAAAAAGAUGGAUAAGAUGGUGUCAAAGAAAAACACGAAUGGUGCUGUCGAUUUAUUGAAGGAACUCAAAGGCAUACCUAUGACUUUGGAUUUACUGCAGUCCACACGUAUUGGUAUGUCUGUAAAUGCUGUUAGAAAACAAAGCACAGAUGAAGACAUCACAACGCUUGCCAAGUCGCUCAUUAAAUCAUGGAAAAAGUUGCUAGAUGGCCCAGCGGGAGAUAAAGAUUCAGAAGAUAAGAAAAAGGAAUCUUCAACUGAGUCCUCUUCCUCACAAAAUAGCCCAGAACCAACAGAGCAAAGCUCAAGUAAAAAACGAGAACCAAGGACGCCUGUUACUCCAAAGAUGACCACGUUUCCACCGAUCCCCAUUACAAGCGACAGUGUUCGAAAUAAGUGCAGGGAAUUGAUAGUAGCUGCUCUGCAAACAGACAAGGACUAUAUUGCAAUAGGUACAGACUGUGACCAUUUGGCAGCACAGAUUGAAGAAAGCAUAUAUCAAGAAAUACCCAACACAGAUAUGAAAUAUAAAAACCGAGUCAGAAGCAGGAUAGCCAACCUGAAAGACUCAAAGAACCCCAAUUUAAGGAAGAACGUUCUCUGUGGAAAUAUUUCACCGGAACGGAUUGCCAGCAUGACCGCUGAGGAAAUGGCUAGCGACGAACUAAAAGAGAUUCGGAAAGCCUUGACAAAUGAAGCGAUUCGAGAACAUCAGAUGGCAAAGACCGGAGGAACUGAAACUGACCUCUUCAGCUGUGGAAAGUGCAAGAAGAAGAACUGUACUUAUACCCAGGUUCAGACACGAAGCGCUGAUGAACCUAUGACUACAUUUGUUGUUUGCAAUGAAUGUGGCAACCGAUGGAAGUUCUGUUAAAUAAACUCAGAAAACCACGGUUGGAGACGCAGGACCAGUACGAUGUUUUUAAAUUAUAAAGGAUCAUGUAUAUUAAAUCUGUUUUGUUAUAAGAUGGUUGUGUAAGUAAAUAUUCCUUGAUGCAAGCAUACGCAUUUAAAUACUCUGCUAAUCUUUUACACAUUUUAAUGGAGUUUUGGCUAUGAUCAAUGUGCUGUAAGGGAAAUUGUGGUUCACUUUCAUCCAUUUUGAGCAUUCUUUAUAUAAUUUAGUUUUCAAUAAUAAAAUGUCAUUGCCAGUAUGGGCUGAAACUGUCCACAGAUUUCUUUUACAUUCAAACCCACUGCUGUGUGGGUUGUUUAAUUUUGCCAAAAUGCUUUUUUUUGUGCAUUGUAAAAAAAAAUUGUAGCUUUUUUCUAUUAAAUCUGUUAUGGACCAGUAUAAAAAUUGCAUACAAACCAGCUGGAUGGUUCUCACUCCUUGUAGUUGUAAAGACUAAUAAAUUAUUAAUUUUGUGCCUGAAA
Molecule: messenger RNA, 1427 nt
Organism: Callorhinchus milii (elephant shark)
Lineage: Eukaryota; Metazoa; Chordata; Chondrichthyes; Chimaeriformes; Callorhinchidae
Product: transcription elongation factor A protein 1
Exons: 10
Coding region: 19-924 (301 amino acids)
Biological process (GO): transcription elongation by RNA polymerase II; DNA-templated transcription
Cellular component (GO): nucleus
Molecular function (GO): zinc ion binding; nucleic acid binding
Source: RefSeq, a predicted model, not a curated record